Messenger RNA from Strongylus vulgaris, 318 nucleotides. The record is from the annotation of a GenBank genome assembly. NCBI's taxonomy places the organism in Eukaryota, Metazoa, Nematoda, Chromadorea, Rhabditida, Strongylidae.
AUGAUUGCCAAAUAUCAUUCCACAUCCGUUGGCAACUUCACAGUCCAAUCUUCCACUAAUUUUCGUCAUGAUAUGAACUCCGGCUAUUUUCUCGUAAACUUCUACAUGGAUUCAUUCCAGCUCUAUGUUCUUCUUCUCCUCGCUCUUAUCUGCUCAACAACAUUAAGCGCAAGAGGACCUCCUCAGGAGAACAGCAAUAGAAGAGGACAGCCUCCGAUGGAUGGGCGAAAUGGCCAAAAUGCUCCACCCACAGGAGGACGUGGCGGACCGGGACGUGGGCCGAAAGGGGGACCUCAACAGCAGGCUCAAAAACAGUGA